Molecule: messenger RNA, 2431 nt
Organism: Entelurus aequoreus (snake pipefish)
Lineage: Eukaryota; Metazoa; Chordata; Actinopteri; Syngnathiformes; Syngnathidae
Product: zinc finger protein 501-like
Exons: 2
Coding region: 240-1643 (467 amino acids)
Biological process (GO): regulation of transcription by RNA polymerase II
Cellular component (GO): nucleus
Molecular function (GO): DNA-binding transcription factor activity, RNA polymerase II-specific; RNA polymerase II cis-regulatory region sequence-specific DNA binding
Source: RefSeq, a predicted model, not a curated record
AGAAGCUAGAAACAAAACGGGUGUCAUGAAGUCAUUUUUAUUGCGUUUAUUACCGCGUUUCUUUUUAAUCGUGUACGCACUACAGCCUACUAACAUACAUAACACUCAUUCUACGUGGCGUGGACGAUUUGUCGCCACGUCACUUCGAUGCUACCCGGGCUAGCUUAGCUCGCUAGCUGCUAAACAAAACGAAGCGGAAGUGAUCGACGCGUCGCUAAGUGUGCGUGUAAAGUGUGAAAAUGUGCAAAUUAGAAAUGCUGAGAAUGUUGGUGAAGCAGCGACUAACUGCUGCUGUGGAAGAAAUAUUUGUAGUGUUAGAAAGAACGAUAGCAGAAUACGAGGAGGAACUUUCUAGAACAAAAGAGGAGAACGAGCGACAACGUCAACUACUGGACGCUCUUUUCAACAAACAUCAACAAGCAGUCAGUGGAGAACAUCUUCCUCCUGAGCGGCAGGAGUGGAGCUCCUGGGUGGAGCAGGAGGAGCCACAGCCCCCCCACUUCAAAGAGGAACAAGAGGAUGACAGCAUCAGUCUGGAAGGAGAGCGUCUUGAAGGACUGGAGGAAUUGCCGGUGAUUCGUGUUGUCGUCAAGAGUGAAGAUGAUGAGGUCAAAGGUGAAAGUGAGGUGAAGGGAGAGGCGGAGCCUCCAAGCAGCAGCUCAACUCAACACGUGACAACAGAAGGUGAUGGUGGAGGAUCACAAGCAGACUUAGCUCCACUGUCCGAUGGUGACCACACAACAUCACACCCUGCUGACACCGAUGAGGAAGACUAUAAAGCUGCUCAGACACGUCACGCUGACAACACACACUUGAAAUGCUCUCAGUGUGACAAAACUUUUGGCGACAAGUCAUCUUUGACAAGACACGUGAGGAUCCACUCAGGAGAAAAACCAUUUAAUUGCGCAGUUUGUAGCAAAAGCUUCAAACUGAAGGAGACUUUGAUCAGGCACACGAGGAUACACACCGGUGAAAAACCAUUUGGCUGCUCAGUUUGCGGCAAAAGCUUCUCUGUGAGGGGAAAUUUUAUAACGCACACCAGAACGCACACGGGAGAAAAACCAUACGCGUGCUCAUUCUGCAACACGGGUUUCCGUGCUCGUCCGGCGUUGGUCAAACACUUGAGAACGCACACCGGGGAGAAACCUUUCAUCUGUGCAGUUUGCGGCGAAAGAUUCUCUCAAAAGGAGACAUUAAAUAGACAUUCAAGAACGCACUCUGGGGAGAAACCUUUUACCUGCUUAAUAUGCGGUAAAACCUUCUCCAUAAAAGGACAACUGAUAGCACACACCAGAACACACACAGGAGAGAAACCUUUCACCUGCACAUUCUGCGGCAAGACAUUCUCUCUUAAGGGAAAUUUAAUCCGACACACAAGAACGCACACGGGAGAGAAGCCCUUUUCCUGCCCGGUCUGCAACAAAAGUUUUACCGAUGGCUCGGGAUUGAUUAUUCACAGGAGAACGCACACGGGAGAAAAACCUUUUCCCUGCUCGGUUUGCGGUCAAAGAUUUGCCAUCAAAGGACAUUUGAUAACACACACAAGAACACACACUGGGGAAAAACCGUUUUCCUGCUUGGUGUGCAACACAGAUUUUAGUUCUCAUUCAGGACUGGCUCAACACAUGCACAAACACAGCUGAGAGGACUGAAGGGCAAUUAUCGCCAUCUUGUACGCACACUACAACCCCUGCAAGUGUGCAUUGUGUGUCCACUUUCAUAAACACGUGUGUACACACAUGUUGAAGACAACGCCAUCACUCAGAUGGUCUAUGAUACAUUUUUAGACAAUGACAAUUUCAUUCAAUUCUGCAUGCAGGAAUUUAAUUAGCUGGUGGAAAGUAAAUGUUUGCAGUCUAAGACGUUUAUAAACCUCCAGCAUGUGCUUCAAUACUGCAUUUACUUGUGUUCAUCAUGUGCAACAUGGUCAAGUAUUCCCUCAUCGAUGUCUUAGGACAUGUCGUACAUUUCUCACCGUAUCGUCCCACAGUGUACCCCUCUCUCCAAGCUAGAAAUAGUCACAAAUGUUUUAACACCAAAUAUUUAUUGUUCGUGUGAGUCAAGUAAAUUCUUCAAAUGUCUGAUCAAAUAUAUUUGCGAUUGAUUUGAACAAAGCAAGGGUGUCUGUCAGGUUCAAACACUGAUGACGUCUAUUAAUCAGACAAGAAGCAAGGAAUCAUGCAGAGACAGAGUUCAAUUUAGCUCAUGAGGAGAACGCAUGGAGCUGCGCACUUAGUUACAGUUUCGCCCUACACUCUUAAGGUUCAGCUCCCGCGUCCCUCUUUUUAUUCAGAGUUCCAUAGACAACAUCACUGAGGCCGCCUCUUAAAGGAGUGGUCACAUAUAUUAUGCAAAGCAGGUUCAGGACGCACAGUACGUGACGGAAUGUGCUGGAGGCCUUGUGAUAUCGCCUUGUCCCCGCUUCGUCUGC